Peronospora matthiolae is the source of this 2571-nucleotide messenger RNA. The record is from the annotation of a GenBank genome assembly. Lineage: Eukaryota; Oomycota; Peronosporomycetes; Peronosporales; Peronosporaceae.
AUGAACCUGAUUCAUCGUCCAGGAAAUCCUGAAUCCAUCCGACUUCGCUUCGCUGACGUGCACGUACAAAGCACAAAAGAUCUCGCUGUCCACGAUGUAUCGGAUACCAAGUUCUCACGUCGGAGCUGGUUCGACGUGACAUUUCAAUCAUACGACCUGGACUCGAUGCCGUGCCUCGGAUGGUUAUUUGUCUACAUUUUCGUGCUCUUCUUCUUCUCCACCAGUCGAUGUCUCGCUCUCUCAGCGUUGCUCGAAAUGUACGGAAGCCCAAAGGACAACACUGUGGUCGUCAAAGCUUUAGCGCUGAGCCUCGGAUUUUUGGAAGACGUUGUCUGUGCCACUUGUUUUGCGACGGUAUUGUGGCUCUUCGAUACAUUGCGAUACUCAUUGACAAAGUGCUUUUGGACACCUAAUGGAGUGGCAGUCGGAAUGGUUACAGUUAUGAGAGCUAUUGGAGUUGCGGCAACAUUUGUGGUCUCGUGGCUUCUGUGUUUUGCUGUAAUGGCACCCUAUUUCGCAGACCUAUUUCUCGUCGUGUGUCAACACAUGAGGUUCUCGUUCGGCUUGUGGACUACGUUACUCCGAGAGAGAGACCACCUCAAGGCUGCUCCAAUAUCAACGCAAGAAGUCUAUGCAGCGUACGGAACUGCGGGGUUCCUCAUUGCUAUCACUACCCUUUUCGCGCUUGUGCGUGCGUUACAUAAAUGGGCUGAUCUAUCUAUAUGGAACCCAACGCAGCUUCUGCAAGUCUCUGUGUCUUGGUUGAACAUGAAAGUCAGUGUGAAAACUUCACCAGAGGUUGUGGCAGGAGGAUUGAAGUUUGAAGCGGUGUGUUUGGAAGAAGGAUUCACAGACAGCACUACGGCUUCAAAGACCAGCAAAAAAGGAUUGUCAUCGCGUGACGGAAACAUGCAACGGAGACUCAAGUACAACCCUCUUCUGCAAGCUUCUGGCGUUUUUGUGGGGCUUGUGAUCCUACCGUCGAUGGCAAUUGUACUGAGUAGCGUAUGUUCUCCUCUGGUCGCGUAUGCAGCGCUAAACGCGACACUGAAUGAGAUGUUUGGUCACGCGUUCCAACCUUCACUCAAAUAUGUAGAGCCUCCAAAUGCCGGUGGCCAACAUCCGUGGACCGAUAAAUAUAUCGACACCUCAGAGAUACGUGAGCUCUUUGGAAACAAGACGCUCUAUCGUCGUACUUUAGGAUUUCGAGGGGACCUCGCAUUUAACGUCAGCAUCGACCUCGCAAAUCCGCCGAAUGUGCUGAUCAUUGGUGUCGAGUCGUUUCGGUUUCGCGAUUCACACUAUCUAGUGGGAGAAGAGGACCCGUCAGAUCUGUACAGGGGCACAAACAUGACGAUAACUCCGAAUUUUGACAAAUGGGCAAGACGCGGUGUGGCACUACGCAACGUUUGGUCGAGUUAUCCCACAAGUCGUUCUUUGGAAAGCAUGCUAUUUGCUCAGGUUCCUUACCAAAGCAAUGUGAAGACUGGUAUCACUGGAGGAAGGAACACUACGAAACUUUCAGGUGUGCCGCAGCUUUUUGCCGAGAAAGGAUACGAAACAUACUUUACUACAGGAGCUUCUAUCGCCCUGGACGACUGGAGCGUUUUUCUCCCUAGUCACGGUUUUAAUACCGUGUGGGACGUCGAUAAAAUAUACGCGUUGGCAAAAAAAACGAUCGGUCUUCGUCCUGGUGACCGGUACGGUCCAAUGCACCGAGGAUUCUACUGGGGUUUUCACGACGAUAUCAGUUUUAAACUUGUGGGAGACUUACUGGUGAAAAAGAAUCGAGAACAGAGGGAGAGGUUGGCUCGAGGAGAGCCAAAGAAGCCCUUAUUUUUGACGCAUUACACUAUCUCGAGUCACGGGCCGUUCACCUCUUGGCCAAGAUGGUAUGAAGAUGUCGACAAGCCUGAUUUCACCCAGUUGUACGAAGGAGAGAAGCACGCUGAUCGAAUAGGGAAUUACAUGAAGGUGAGGUACUUUACAGAUAUGGAAUUGGGAAAGUUCAUGGACCGCAUGGAGACGGGAGGUGUACUCAACGACACUAUUGUUGUCAUCAUGGGCGACCAUGGUCAGGGGCCUGAGAGUGACUUUGGCAAUUCGAUUGAGGAGUCGAUGACACGUGUGCCAGCUGCUAUCAUUGCCGAAGGCCGCCUGGGCGAUGAUGUGGGGACUGUGAUAGACGACGCUGCAGAGCAUUAUGACCUUCUCAACACGCUUGCCGAUAUCACAGGGUUGCCAGGAGGAGGAUUGGAGCAAACUGGGGUCGGGCGAUCUCUCAAGCGCAAAAUUCCAUUUGGUGAACGAGUGGUGUAUAGCAAUGACCCUUUGCGGAAAAUGGCAGUUGUCCGUGGUCAUCAGCGCCUUCGAUAUGACGAAGUCACCGAGGUGAUGAUGCUGCACGAUACUGAAACUGACUACCACAUGACUACGGAUUUGCUGCCCGGAUUGACCCCUCAGGAGCAGGCUGAAUGGAGAAAUUUGCGAGACGAUGGUCGACACAUUGCUGCCUAUUACAAAAAGCGCUGGGAUGAGAAUUGUUUACUAGCAGUCGACUGCAUCCCAUGA